AUAUGUUUAUGUUGAGUAUUCCGGUAUAUUACGGGGCGGCAGGUAGCCUAGUGGUUAGAGCGUUGUACUAGUAACCGAAAGUUUGCAAGUUCGAAUCCCUGAGCUGACAAGGUAAAAAUCUGUCGUUCUGCCCCGGAACAAGGCAGUGGAAAUAAGAAUUUGUUCUUAAUUGACUUGCCUAGUUUAAAAGAAAAUAGUAAAAUAUUGGAAAGACAACUUGAUAAAGCAGGUUGGUUGGAUUAGAUCAGGGGUGUCAAAACUGGUCUGCUGGUUUAUCCUUUCAAGUAAGACCUAGACAACCAGGUAAGGGGAGUUCUUUACUAAACCAUUCCAUAAUCAAGUACACGGGAGGAGCGACAAUCCACAGCCAGUUGACGCUCUGUGGAAUAAAUAGAUCGUUAACUGAAGGUAAAGAACAGACAGUGGGGCCAGACCAGAGCAUUACCAUCCAUAUCCAUUUGGGGGCAGAAUUGAGUUGUCAAAAUAUUAUAUAAUGGCGAGGGAAGUAGCCAAUUGACUAUCAUUACUUGCGUUACGUACAUGCACCACUGAGUAUAUAGGCUAUUUUAUAGCUCAUCAGACUCAUUUUUAUCUGGGAUUAUAAAUUGCAUUAAAUAAUUUAAAUUUUGCAGUAUCAUUGUUUGCCAAAAAUGUAGGGCAGGCUAAUUAUUCAACAGGCAAGUUAUCCACAUGUUAAAUGUAAUUGUACUGAGGGAAAAAGCCUGUCAGCAUAACGGCGACAAGCGAUCUAUUAUGUACUAUUUAAUAGGCUCUAGUUUGUAUGGAUUGUGACAAGUGUUGCCAUUCUCAUAAGAUUGCCAUUCUCAUGAGAUUUGCAUACGCAUAGUAACUAUUCAGCCAACGCUGCGCUGGAACUCUGGAACUUGUUGCUGUCACUGGGCGGGCCCUAAUGAUGUUGGACGCCUAGACGGGGGGUGUAAUUCAAGUGAAGGAAAAUCGAGUCAAGGGAGUUACCUCAACGGCAAGCUUUCGAGAUAUGAGAUCAGGCCAUAUUUCAUGUCCGUCUUUCUCUAAAUUAAAAAAAGAAGUGGAGAAAGAUACAAUUGAGAGUUACACAGCCAACAUUCCGCCUAUCAGCUGGUGGACAAAUGUGACCCCCCCCCCCGUGCAUGCACAAAUUAUCUGUGUUUACAAGUUAUUGAAACCGUGCCAGCGAAGAGGGAAAAAGAUAACCAAGGAGGGAUGGUGGACAAUUCCGGUAGCAGCAAGGCACAAAUGCCCAGCAUGUCACAGGAGAGUGGUCUGGGGGGUGUCUAUCCUCAGGCAGGCACGGCAGGAGGAAUGAAGCUCGAGGCUGUCAUGGAGCAGCUGCAGCGCCAGCAGCAGGCCAGGCUGGAGAUGGAGCGCAAGGAGAGGCGGCUCCGCGAGGCCCACAUCAUGUACGCCCAACAGGUAGCAGCGCAGCAGGCCAUCCUAGCCGCGGCUAGGGCCUCUGGAGCUGGCUUCAUGGGCAAGGCCCUGGUUGGAGGUGGUUCAGGGAUACCCAGAGGAGGCCCACUGUCCCGGGUCUCUAACCAGAGCAGUGUGGACUCAGAGAGGGAGGACGAGGAGGACAGAGGCCGGGAUUCAGGGGAUGAAGAUGACGAUGAGGAGAUGAUGGAUGGAGAUGAUGGGAGCGAGGAGGAAGAGGGAGGGGCUAGUGGUCUUGAGUACCUCCACAAGCAGACACUGGCUCUUCAACAGGGUGCCUCCCACCUCCCUGCGAAUCCAUUUGGUAGUUACUCUACCUCGGGCCCCCAGAAUGCCCCAUUGCCACCCGUUAGGGUGAAGCAGGAGCCUGACGAGAGCCGCUCUCCUGCAGGGCCCCACUCUGCCUCCUCCCCCAACGGGCUGGCCGACUGGAAUAGCUUUGAUGAUCAAUUAAAACAGAAUGGGAGCGCUGCUUGGGCUGAUGAGAAUGACAGUGGAAGAGGAAGAGGAGGAGAGGCCUCCAGAGACUUUGCUAAGCUGUAUGAGCUUGACAGUGACCCCAACAGAAAGGAGUUCCUGGAUGACCUGUUCACCUACAUGCAGAAACGAGGGACUCCAGUGAACCGCAUCCCCAUCAUGGCCAAGCAGGUUCUGGACCUGUACAUGCUUUACAAGCUGGUGACGGAGAAGGGCGGCCUGGUAGAGGUCAUCAACAAGAAGAUCUGGAGAGAGAUCACCAAGGGCCUCAGCCUGCCCACCUCUAUCACCUCUGCUGCCUUCACCCUCCGCACACAGUACAUGAAGUACCUGUAUCCUUUUGAGUGUGAGAGGAAAGGUCUAAGUUCGCCAGGCGAGCUUCAGGCGGCCAUCGACAGUAACCGCCGGGAGGGCCGUCGCCCCAGCUACAGCAGCAGCCUCUUCCGCUUCUCCCCCAGCACAGCCCCUCACAUCCUCUCCCCUCCCAAGAUGCACCUGUCUGCACUGGGGGCGGGGGCUGCUGGGAGCCUCAACGGCCUGUUGGCCUCACCCGUCCACUCUCUCAAAAAAGAAGAGGUCACCCCCUCCGUGAUGGCAGCGGCUCGUGGUACCUCCAUGUCCCUGGCGCUGGGGCAGCAGCAGGUGGCAGGGCUGGCGCGGGCUGCCACUCUGGAGCAGCUGAGGGAGAAGCUGGAGACUGGCGAGGGCCCUGAGAGGAAGAUGGCACGCCUGGCAGAGGAGCAGCAGCGUCUGAUGCAGCAGGCCUUCCAACACAACCUGCUUGUCAUGGCCUCACAGGUCCCCAUGAACCUGCGCCUGGGCAACAGCACCACCGCUAGAGUGGGUUAUGCAGAUGUAUGCUGCAAGACACCCACAAGGAAAUAUGAGAAGCAGCAGGACAUGGCUCUGAGCAUCUCCACCAAUGGAUCUGCUAGCAUCAGUGUGUCUGUGGAGGUCAACGGCACUCUCUAUUCAGGAACCCUGUUUGCACAGAAGUCAGGCGCACCAGGGACUGGCGUGUCCACUGCGGCCACAGUGCCCCCUGCUGGACCCAGCGCUGGGUUUGGGUUCGCCGCCUCUGCUCACAGCCACAGUCCAAGUUCCUCCUCUUCCAAGGGGCCUUGCUCGGCCGAGCCCUCCUCCAGUGGCUCACCUUAGCUCGGGCUGCCCUACCACCCACUCUCCAGGCUUUUCCUCACCACCGAGGCCUAGCAUGAAUACAGUACAUUGAUAAAUUGACAAGAAAAAAACUGUUGCACAACAAAUACCUCAUCGCUCCUGUCAACCUUGGCUACCCAUUUAUGAAUACACAAUUCACACACCCAAACAUGCACCCACACACACACCUAUGUAUUUUACACACUCGACACACAUGUGCACAAACACACAUGCAUUUCAGACACCCAGCACACAGAGACUUAUACCAAAUGCAUGCUAAACACAAUCAAAUCACUCAGCCAAAACCCACUGACAGGUGUUCACAACUGAACUUGAAGAGUUUUAUUUUAUGAUUUUGUUUGUUGCCGUUUGUUUUUUGUUUUGUCAUUUGAAACAUUAUUAUUUUUUUAGUUAUCUUUUUACAUACCUAAAAUCAAGUAACCUGCAGUGGUAUCUUUACCUCAGGAGCUGUAGUAUACUUCACCUGAAUGAACUUUAUUUUUGUAUCCUUUUUGAUCUUGUUGAAAUCAGGGGAAUUUCUGGGAAUUUCACAACGGAACCUCACUCACCUCAGCACACCUCCUACGCAUUUAUACAAGUAACUCUUAUCACAACGCUCGAGUUGCCAUGACGACGGUCCGUAGCCUUUUUACUUCUGAGUGCACUACAUUAUUGAUCCUACAGAUCGCCAUGUAAUACCUCGUAUACAGUAGUCACUCCCACAAUCAAUACCAGGGAGUCACCCACUCAUUCAGCCUAUUUGGAAUGAUGUACUUAAUCUUCAAUCUAACUCAAGAUACAGCUGGUCCUUGUGUCUAAAGGGCUUUGAGGAUCAGAAUUAGCUUUGAACAUUUUAUCACACACAAUGUGAUGUUAUAAGAACCGACUGAUCUGUCGAUCUGUUUAGGACUAGCAAGCCCCAAACUCACCAGCCCGCGUCUAUCUAUCUUAUAAUCAGAAAGGUAGUGAAGGAGUUCCCUGCUCUGGGAUCAGUGUGUGACCCUAUUUCAAUUCAACAGAGAGGAGAGACAUAUCCACCCAUCAAUGGUUUUCCUCCAACACUGGCAGACCAGAAGUGUUUUAACCACAUACCUUUUCAAACCUCAUAUUCGCCUCUCCGUUUGGGAGAGGGGCCUUUCUCAGGAAGCAUUGUGAAGUCUCUUAUUAUGGACUCACUUUGUCAUUUUAAAAAAAGGAUCCCACCGAAAGAAUGCGCAAAUCUAACAAACUGUCUUCAAAGAAUACCUCAGACUCUCUAGAAGGAGAUGUACACUACAUACCUCAUUGCUGCAAAGCCAGCGUGACUUGACCUGGUGGUUUGAGUCCCUGUGACGAGCAACGGUCCACAGGAGUGGACUCCUCCGGAAUGCUGGACUACAAACGUAGAGACUUGACUGCUGGAUUUUCUUGGGGACACAUUAUUAUACCAAGCUGAACUGGGAUGGGCUUGCUCUCCUCCGGUUUUCUCUGGCUUCCUGCAUUUUAUGAGACUAAAUCUAUUUAAGAGUAUUGCUCUGCAUGUGUACAAUCAGGUGGCCAGUUUUUUACACCGUAAUCCUCUGGUGUGUGGUAGCCUCUGGUCGGUGCACAGCUGAAUACCAAAGACUAGCCCUGUUCCCUGCCCAGGCUGCUGUGGGUUAGCUGAACCACUAGGUAGGAUACAGUGGGGUAAAGGAUGGCUUUCAUAAUAGCCCAUCUUCUAUAGUCCCUGCUGUUAAAGUUGUCAGCUCUAGUUAUGUAGCUUUCUUUAUCUUAAUCAGACCUUUGCUUACCUGUGAUUGAGUCUUGGGACUGGAAUUGUUCUGCCUGGCAUGGCACACAUCACCUGACAUAUACCUCAGUGAGUUAUGCUGCACAAAAAGCCCUUUGACCUAACCUCUACAUUGAAUAAGACGGAGAAAGGGUAGCUGUUUCGCCAACUGGUUUCUCUGUCUCAAUUCAGAGUUCAAGCCUCCCAAAUUCCCCCGACACAUCCACUGUUACAGUAUUUCCAUUUUUAAUAGAACAUGAUUUGGAUUCAAUUAAUUUCAUUAAUUAAGCAUUAUCUGUGUUGAAUGUGAGGCGUUUAACUGUUUCUAAACCUUUUACCCCCUUAUCUCAGAGGUGGGCAGCCUUGUUGCCUUCUUUUUUUAAAUGUAACCUUUUAUUUAACUAGGCAAGUCAAUUAAGAACAAAUUCUUAUUUACAAUGACGGCCUAGGAACAGUGGGUUAACUGCCUUGUUCUGGGGCAGAACAGCAGAUUUUUAUCUUGUCAGCUCGGGGAUUCGAUCUAGCAACCUUUCGGUUACUGGCACAACGCUCUAACCACUAGGCUACCUGCUUCCCUAGUAAGCUGUGUUUUAGCUGUUAUUUGUUGGCUUUUGUGGCGCAGACGACGGGUCAGGAUUACAGGACCUCCACAACAUAUAUACAAUGACUGAAGAGAGACCUGCAAUCCCUCAAUGAAAUAUUAUGUCCACAUUUAAUAAAGGUGAAAGAUGUAGUUGCUGCCUUAAUCAGCUGUGAGAGAACAGUUAACCUUUCAGGACUCUGCUAGGAAUGACUGUUUUAUCUUCAAGCUUAAUCCUUUGAAGAGUAACCUAUUUCCAUGAUCUUUAUGAAUUCCGUCAGACAUUAAGGCAUUCAUUAUUCAUGUUAUUGGUUUCAAAACCAAGGUAUGCUAUUUAUUUGUGUUGAUUUUUCUUCUGAUGGAUCGAGUUACCUUGAUCACUUAGGUGGUGUCACUAAAACCCCUUUUCGUUUCUCUCGCUGUUUUAAACAGAAAUAUCUGUUUUCUAUCCAAUCAGUCUAGUCAAUGACUGUCUGACAGUGUAGCCUUACAGCCUUUGCAUGAGAGAGGGAGCGUUUGUGAGAGCAAGUUCAGAAUAUGCUAGAGGAGGGUGUGUAACAACCAUGUAAUGCCACGGAGGAGACUGCAGGUGGUGCUGUCCUCUAAGACCACACCAUGACAAGGGUGGGCAACAGGUUAGAACCACAUUCACUGGGAAUUCAGUUUACAGCUCAGGCUUAUGUGGGAUUACAAUUGUGUGUCUGUGUGGCCUCUUGAAGACCUCUUACCUCAGGGCAUUGGGCUGCUGUCAUUGUUGCAUUUGGUAUUGAAGUUAUGCAAUUGGCAUGUAUACUGAGGGACACAUCCAAAUGCAAAUCUUGGACAACCUUAAAGCUGUCUAGUGACUUGCUAAAUGCCAUUUUAGACUGGUUCGGUUUUUGUUGCUUUUUGAUUUUUGUCAUCAGUUACAGGCAAGGUCACAUCACUCAGGAAACUGUGAAGUUGAAAGUCUGCAGAACCUUGUCCCUGGAUGGUUUGGAUUUUAUUAGAUUAUUGUUUAAAUCUAACCUGAUCUGUGUAAUACAAGUGCAUAUGUAAGUGGUUAUUGAAUACCUCAUUUAUCAAUUCUGUUGUUUUUGGCUUGUAUAAUGCUCCGUAUAUACAUCUGUGGGGUUUGCAUAUUUUUGUACGGUUGUUAUCAUGUCCAUAAUAAUAACAUUACUGAUGUUAUAGUUUUCUCUUUUGAUUAAAACAAAAUUGGGAUGUGAAUGCUUGUAAAACUGGUUUGUGCCGAUUGUAUUUAAAAGAGAAGCACUUUUCCAAAGUGAUUGACACAUUCAGUUUUGUUCAUAUUAGUAAUAUAAAGAUAUGGUUCUCAGGGCUUUAAACUUGUAUGUCAUGAUAAAGUUUUACUUGAUA
Oncorhynchus keta (chum salmon) is the source of this 6755-nucleotide messenger RNA. RefSeq names its product AT-rich interactive domain-containing protein 3B-like. Lineage: Eukaryota; Metazoa; Chordata; Actinopteri; Salmoniformes; Salmonidae. The transcript has 10 exons. Gene Ontology annotation, cellular component: nucleus. Gene Ontology annotation, biological process: regulation of transcription by RNA polymerase II. Bases 1204 to 3066 code for a protein of 620 amino acids. The record is from RefSeq and is a predicted model, not a curated record. Gene Ontology annotation, molecular function: DNA binding.